This is a messenger RNA of Pisolithus orientalis, 751 nucleotides long. RefSeq names its product acyl-CoA N-acyltransferase. Gene Ontology annotation, molecular function: histone H2A acetyltransferase activity; histone H4 acetyltransferase activity; protein N-terminal-serine acetyltransferase activity. The record is from RefSeq and is a predicted model, not a curated record. Bases 54 to 677 code for a protein of 207 amino acids. Gene Ontology annotation, cellular component: nucleus. Lineage: Eukaryota; Fungi; Basidiomycota; Agaricomycetes; Boletales; Pisolithaceae. The transcript has 7 exons.
CAUGUCGCCGGGACUCAGCAACUUCAUCGACGCGGUACACUGUGAUACACUAAAUGCCUACUGGCAAUGCAGCUAUCCGCAAGGCCAACAAGGCAACAGCGGUGGAACUCGCAGUUUCUGUCCCCGCCUUGUACCAGGCAGAUGGUCGCCAGUUCAGGAUCUCCGUAAGAACGGCAAAAGACCUCUCCGAGCACGAGCGCGCCCAGAUAUGGGAGUUGUUCGAGGAGAACAUGUAUACCCUCUACGUCGACUCAUCAUUUGGGUGGACCCCAAGAUCUAAGAAGCAGGAAAUGUUCGAUGCACGAUCUCGUUUCAUAAUCGCUUCUCAAGAAGACGCCCUAACUCCUAACCCGCCGGACAUCGUUGCAUACACUAUUUUUCGCUUCGACAGAGAGGAACGUCAGGAUGUCGUUUACUGUUACGAACUUCAGGUUUCCAAGAGCGCCAGACAUUGUGGUCUUGGGAAACUACUCACGCAGAAACUUUCCGACAUCGGCGCAACAUGGGGAAUGGAGAAAGUCAUGCUCACAGUCUUCAAAGAUAACCAGUUGGCACUUUCGUUCUAUCGCUCUGUCGGCUUUUCUAUCGAUGAGAUUUCGCCAGAUCAUCUGGCCAAUUCAGAAGAGGGAGCUUCACACAAUACCGACUAUUCCAUUCUGUCAAUCCCAAUACUAUGAUACAGGCUCACACGUCCAAUACUAAGCGGUAACAUUUCAGAAGUAUGUACAUACACCGUACAGAAAAGCGAGCA